Messenger RNA from Chelonus insularis, 1650 nucleotides. RefSeq names its product Ammonium transporter (gene Amt). NCBI's taxonomy places the organism in Eukaryota, Metazoa, Arthropoda, Insecta, Hymenoptera, Braconidae. Gene Ontology annotation, biological process: ammonium homeostasis; ammonium transmembrane transport. The record is from RefSeq and is a predicted model, not a curated record. Bases 127 to 1650 code for a protein of 507 amino acids. The transcript is spliced from 6 exons. Gene Ontology annotation, cellular component: plasma membrane. Gene Ontology annotation, molecular function: ammonium channel activity.
AUUUACCCAUACGAUCAAGUCUAUUUUUUCUAAGAAAUAAAUUAAAAUAAUAUACAGACUGAUAGUACCAAUUAAUCCAAUAUAAUUUACAUAAAAUUUAAAUAGAAGUAAAAUUGACCUGAAAGUAUGAAUAAUUAUUCUAAUCUAGACAACAGCAAUUUUGGGCAUAAUGAAACUAAUACUACUGAAAAGUACAUUAUAACUCUAUUUAGAAUCAGCAAAGAAGAUAGUAAUUGGAUCAUUUCAAAUGCUUUUAUUAUUUUUACUAUGCAAACUGGUUUUGGCAUGUUGGAAUCUGGUUGUGUUUCAUUGAAAAAUGAAGUGAAUAUAAUGAUGAAAAACGUGGUCGAUAUAUCUUUAGGUGGAUUAACUUAUUGGAUAUUCGGAUUCGGUAUGAGUUUUGGUGUUGAUCCUCCAACAAAUUCUUUUAUUGGUACUAGUGGAUAUUUUUUGAAUUCAAAUGUUGAUGAUGAACUUAUGGGAGCUAUUAAUGCUGCGUUUCUUUUCCAAUUGAGCUUUGCUACCACUGCAACUACAAUUGUUAGUGGUGCAAUGGCAGAAAGGUGUAACUUCAAGGCUUAUUGUUUAUUUUCUUUUUUAAACACUGUAGUUUACUGUAUUCCAGCAGGAUGGGUCUGGGGGGAUCAUGGGUUUUUAAAUCAUUUCGGAGCAGUGGACAUAGCAGGAUCAGGAACGGUUCAUUUAGUUGGAGGAAUAUCUGCAUUGGCCUGUGCAAUAAUGCUUGGUCCAAGACUUGGACGAUAUGAUAACGGGAUAGAGUCUCUUCCUUUGGGUUCUCCAGUCAAUGCCAUUUUAGGCCUUUUUGUACUUUGGUGGGGUUGGUUGGCUUUUAACAGCGGAAGUACUUAUGGAAUUACUGGAGAUAAAUGGAAAUAUGCUGCUAGAGCAGCGACAUCAACCAUAUUUGCUAGUAUGGGUGGAGGAAUAGUUGGAUUAGGCUUCAGCUUCUAUAAUAAAAAUGGAAUUGACGUUUUGAGUCAAAUUAACGGAAUUUUAGGAGCAUUAGUUUCUAUUACUGGAGGCUGUUUUCUUUAUAACUCUUGGGAAGCUAUUGUAAUUGGAAGCUUGGGUGGAUUUAUUGCUUGUAUCACUAUGCCAAUGUUUAAUAAGUUAAAAAUUGAUGAUCCAGUAGGAGCUACAUCAACUCAUGGACUUGCAGGAAUGUGGGGACUCCUUGCGAUAGGUCUUUUUGCGGAUAAUCCUCAUCCUUUAAAUACAACUAGUGGAAGAAGUGGAGUCUUGAAAGGAGGUGGUUGGUAUCUUCUUGGGGUUCAAAGUUUAACACUCUUAUGUUUAACUGUAUGGUCGUUUUUCUCUUCACUAAUUCUUUUAUGGAUUGUCAAUAAAAUAAUUCCUCUACGAAUGUCAGAAUGUGAAGAAUUAAUUGGAGCGGACUUAGUGGAGCAUCGUAUUAGACAUACAAAGAUUGGAGUAAGUAGAGCGAUUUCUGCAUUACGCCCAUUUACCGCUCAAAAAAUACUUGAAGCAACUCCAACAGUCGGUUUAAAUCCUGGUCAUGAUACUUAUCUGACAACUUAUCGAAAUAAUAAAAGACUAAAUAAACUGAUUAAUGUAAUGAACAAAAAAAAAUCUGUCAACAAUUCGCCAAAAAAUAUGAAGAAGUACUAA